This is a messenger RNA of Papilio machaon (common yellow swallowtail), 1358 nucleotides long. It is a transcript of the gene PIG-M, whose product is annotated as GPI mannosyltransferase 1. The coding region runs from base 1 to 1281 and encodes 426 amino acids. The transcript has a single exon. The record is from RefSeq and is a predicted model, not a curated record. Gene Ontology annotation, molecular function: GPI mannosyltransferase activity; alpha-1,4-mannosyltransferase activity. Gene Ontology annotation, biological process: GPI anchor biosynthetic process. Gene Ontology annotation, cellular component: glycosylphosphatidylinositol-mannosyltransferase I complex; membrane. Lineage: Eukaryota; Metazoa; Arthropoda; Insecta; Lepidoptera; Papilionidae.
AUGAAUGUUAUAAAAGACGUCAUCAAUUUGCCAUUCAGCUAUCAUUUGAUAGCAGGAAUUGCAAUAAGAUUAGGACUUAUUGUCUAUGGUGAUUACCAUGAUAAUAAUUACGAUGUUGGCUACACUGAUGUAGACUAUAAAGUUUUUACGGACGCUGCACGGCAUGUUUUGGCGGGAAAAUCUCCUUACGCGAGGCACACGUACAGAUACAGCCCGAUUAUAGCUUACCUUUUGAUACCAAAUAUUUUAUUACACAAAUAUUUUGGCAAAAUCCUCUUUUCUGUCUUUGAUAUUCUUUUAACUAUAAUUUUGAAGAUAUUAGUUGAAAAUCAAUUGAAGUCGAAAGAAGGUGGGAGAAUUUCUAAUUAUUGUUCAUAUUUUUGGCUGUACAAUCCAUUGAGUAUCGCCAUUUCUACAAGAGGUAAUGCUGAUUCUGUGUCUUGUUUCUUUAUUAUACUGUCGAUAUUUUUCUUGCAAACAGAUAAGGUGAAGGGUUUAAUUAAAUACGUCUUAUCCGGGAUAUUAUUAGGUAUUUCAAUACAUUUACGAAUAUAUCCAUUAGCUUUCAGUUUUCCUAUGUACCUUUCAUUGUGUGAAUACAAAAUAAAUCGCAACACCGAUCUAAAAACUGGAUUUCUUGCACUAUUGCCUAAUAAAAAACAAUUAUUUUUAGCCUUUAGUUGCAUUUUCACAUUGAUUAUAAUAACUUAUACAAUGUUUUUAAAAUAUGGCUAUGAAUUUCUAUUCGAAACUUAUAUUUAUCAUUUAUUCAGAAAGGAUACGAAACAUAAUUUUUCUGUUCUUUUUUAUUACUCCUAUCUAACAAUGGAUGAAUUGAUAUUCGACGUGGUGAAACAUGUUUCACAAAUAUUAGAGUUAUUUAUAUUAUUCGUGUUAAGUUUAUCUUUUGGCUGUGAAGCGAAAACUUUGCCGUUCGCUUUGUUCUGUCAAUCUGUUAUUUUGGUCGCGUUUAAUAGUGUGAUGACGUCACAAUACUUUAUUUGGUUCCUGUCACUUUUGCCAUUGGUUGUCCAUAAUCUUCGAUUGAAACCAGUUGUAGCUUUAUCGUUGUCUAUGAUAUGGUUCGCCGCACAAGGUGCAUGGUUAUUUUAUGCAUAUUUGUUAGAAUUUAAAUGCCGAGAAAUAUUUAUUCUAAUCUGGCUGAAAGGUAUUGUUUUCUUUUGCGCAAACAUUUUUAUCUUGGUACAACUUAUAAAAAGUUACUCGCCCGAAUAUCGAUUUGGAAUAAUCGAUUAUCCUUGUGGUGUAAAAAAUAAAUAAUUCUUUUUUUAAGUAGUCGUAAUAGAUUGUGAUUUCUAGUAUAGUUUGUUCUUAGUAGUUUUAGUGAGUGAAAAUGA